AUGGUCCCUGCUACCGAGCUCACGCCCGAACAAAUUCUCGCGAAACCGCCGGUCGACGAGUCUGCGCACGUCCUGGCCAAGAACCUGCCCUUGAUAUGCAGUGGGUGCGGGGCACUGAGCCAAACGGCUGAGCCUGGACAGGCUGGUUACUACGAUCUGAAAAGGAGGGCGGUACGAGAAUAUGUCACCAUGGAGGAAGAGAAGGCUGGGAGGGAAGCGCAAGAGGAGGACGCGGUUGUUGAAGCGGCACUGCAGAAUCUGGGCGAGGAGAAGCUUAAGGAGCUGGGACUUGAUCCUCGCUCUUUGCGCUAUGGGGAGGAAUUGGAGUCGAACAGGCCCGACUCCCUACGCGAGACGAUCGAAGAGUCGCCGUUCAAGAAGAACUACAUCUACCACAUUAUCGAUGCCGCCGACUUUCCCAUGUCGUUCAUCCCGAAGUUGCACAUGCUCCUCGACGCCAACCUCAAGCAUCGCAACCGUAGGAACAAGGCGGGCCGGUACUACAGGGAUCGCAUGUUCAACAUAGACUUCGUCAUUACCCGUUCGGAUCUGCUCGCGCCACAGGCGGAGAUGGUGGAUAGGAUGAUGCCGUACAUGCGCGAGGUGCUGCGCCGCUCCUUGGGCAAGUUCGGAAAGCUCGUCACGCUCGGUAACGUGAGCUGUGUCAGCGCGAAGAGGGGAUGGUGGACCAAGCCGCUGAAGGACAAGAUUUAUAAACGUGGAGGGGCUGGGUGGAUGGUUGGUAAGGUCAAUGUCGGGAAGAGCCAGCUGUUUGAUGCUGUGUUUCCCAAGGGUACCACCGCCGGCAUCUCCCUGAAAACCCCGAUCAACAUUUCCCUUUUCGCGAAAGAGGAGGACGGUCUGAAUGAGCGCUACGUGACGGAAGAUGUGGAAGACGACAUGCGCCUGGAUGAGACGUCUAUGUUGCCGCCCGUUCGACCAGAGACCAACUACCCCGAGAUGCCUACGGUUUCAACUCUCCCUGGUACUACGGCAUCUCCCAUCCGUAUACCCUUCGGCAACGGAAAGGGCGAGCUGAUUGAUCUUCCUGGUGUUGCUCGUUCGAACUUGGAGAACUACGUGAAGCCUGAACACAGGUCGUCCCUGGUCAUGGAGUCAAGAAUCAAGCCGCAGCAGCAUAGCCUGAACAGUAAACAGUCUCUCAUCCUCGGCGGCGGUCUGAUUCGCAUCACCCCGCAGACCCCCGGUCUGGUCUUCCUUGCAUACAACUUCACACCUCUCCCCGAACACAAGACCUCCACCGAAAAGGCCAUCGAGUUCCAAGCAGAGACGCGAGAGGCGCCCCUCAAGGUGGAAAAGCUCACAAUCCAAGGAAUCGGCGAGACAAUCAAGCUUGCCGGAACCUUCAAGCUCAAUCAUGAUGUGACCAAGGAGCGCUCUGGUCCUCUGACUCGCAAGGACGUUGGCAACAUGAAGGUCGAGGAUCUCCCGUGGCGUGUCCUGGCCACCGACAUCCUCAUCGAAGGCUGCGGCUGGAUCGAGAUCGUGGCACAGGUGCGGACGAGGCACAUGUUCGACGGGAUGUCUUCGUUCCUCGAGCAAUCAGAGCCGGAGUCUCUGGAGGAGCCUGAACCCGAACCUGAAUCUGAGGCCGUUGAUCCGUUUCUCAAGAUGGAGCAGGCGGCAGAGCAGCAUGCUGUGUCAAAGGAGAAGCCCAAGCCCGCCGCCGAACCCGAGAACCCGGAGCCGAAUUGGCCCGUCGUCGAGGUCUACUCCCCCGAGGGCAAGUUCAUUGGCGAGCGUCUUCCCAUGAACGCGUGGUUGAUCAACAAGCCGCCCAAGAAGGACAUCAAGGCUCGUCCUCGUAAGAGUAUGAAGGGUGCGAAGAAGGCGGCGAAGCAGGCCAAGAGGGCUGCUGCUGCGUCGUAG
Colletotrichum chrysophilum is the source of this 1890-nucleotide messenger RNA. RefSeq lists its product as uncharacterized. The transcript is spliced from 2 exons. Gene Ontology annotation, cellular component: mitochondrion. The record is from RefSeq and is a predicted model, not a curated record. The coding region runs from base 1 to 1890 and encodes 629 amino acids. Lineage: Eukaryota; Fungi; Ascomycota; Sordariomycetes; Glomerellales; Glomerellaceae.